Malaclemys terrapin pileata is the source of this 3140-nucleotide messenger RNA. It is a transcript of the gene MSC, whose product is annotated as musculin. Gene Ontology annotation, molecular function: protein dimerization activity; RNA polymerase II transcription regulatory region sequence-specific DNA binding; DNA-binding transcription factor activity, RNA polymerase II-specific. The record is from RefSeq and is a predicted model, not a curated record. NCBI's taxonomy places the organism in Eukaryota, Metazoa, Chordata, Testudines, Emydidae. The transcript is spliced from 2 exons. The coding region runs from base 867 to 1463 and encodes 198 amino acids. Gene Ontology annotation, biological process: regulation of transcription by RNA polymerase II; skeletal muscle tissue development.
UUCGAUCUAGUCUUAUUCGGAAAGCCCUGAAUGACGAAGGGGAUUUGACUGUAAGUUCUUUGGGACAGUGUCGCAGUAAAGUGCCGAUCACUCUAUUGCAGCUACAGGUAUAUGAUAAUAAUACAACAGAGCUGUCAGUCCCCACUCAGGCAUUGACCCAAUGGACGCUUGGCCUGAGCAAGGACGGCAGGAUCACCACUCUGCGGUUUCGGUUCCCGGGGCCAGGCAGUGGGGAUGUCCCUGCCGAGCUCCACCCCCCUGCGAAGGGCCCGGCGGAGCUUUGGGGUUUCGGGGCAACUGGGAAUCACUGCGUUGUUUCCCACAGACUGUGCAGACAGGGGGCAGAGGAGUCGCCCAAAGCACAGGUGCUGGAACUAGGUGAAGUGGUUUCCGUUAGAUACAGGGGUUACCCAUUGGUUCAAUGGCUCUCAGCACCCCCCGCUAUAUAAAUUGUUCCCGUGCCCGCGGGGUGGGGGGCGCUUGACCCCUUCCUCCCCAGCCCUGCGCUCCGGUUCCCACUGCAGCGCCGGGGUCCCUGGCGGGGCUGCUGGGCGCACCCUGCGGCGCUGGGGAAGGGCUCAGGCGGUGCUGGGGCGAGCUCCGGGCGCGUUGCCCGUGGCCGUGUGUGCGCAGGGAGGAGGGGGAGCCCCCCAGCCCCUUGCCCUCCUUCACCCCCUCCCCCUCUGCAGAUGGUUCGCUCCGGGCCCCCGGCUAUAUAGCCCCGUCGGCUGGGGGCAUCCCCCCGAGCCUCCCGGCGCGGGGUGAGGGCGGGGCGGCCGCGGGGCUGGGCGGACUCCUCGCCUGCGCUGCCUGCCCGGCGCCGCUGCCCCCCGAGCCCGUCUCUCCCCGGGGGAAGGGCGCGUGCCAUGUCCACGGGCUCGGCCAGCGACGCGGAGGAGCUGCCCGCCAUGGAGCUGCGGGGGCUGCAGCUGGGCUACCCGCCGCCCGCCGCCCAGCGCCAGCCCCGCGGCCCGCUCUACCCCUCGGCGGACCAGUCCUCCGCGGCCGAGGAGGAGGACGAGGAGGAGGAAGAGGAGGACGGCGAGGGGCGCUGCGCGGCGGAGGGGCCGGCCGGGGGCUGCAAGAGGAAGCGGGCCCGGGCGGGCGGCAAGAAGCAGCCGCCGCUGCUGCCCAGGGGCGCGUCGGGCGAGUGCAAGCAGUCGCAGCGCAACGCGGCCAACGCCCGCGAGCGGGCCCGCAUGCGGGUGCUGAGCAAGGCGUUCUCCCGCCUCAAGACCAGCCUGCCCUGGGUGCCGCCCGACACCAAGCUCUCCAAGCUGGACACGCUGCGCCUGGCGUCCAGCUACAUCGCCCACCUCCGGCAGCUGCUGCAGGAGGAUCGCUACGAGAACGGCUACGUGCACCCUGUCAACCUGACUUGGCCAUUUGUGGUUUCCGGACGACCAGAAUCUGACACCAAAGAAGUUUCUACAGCUAACAGACUAUGUGGAACUACAGCUUAGCUGAAGUAAAGCUAACUUUUUGCUGGAUAUUUUUAAGAGCUGUGAUUUAUGGGCACACAGCUAAAGGAUGGUGACUAGAACCCAUCUCUAACAAACGGUGUGAAAUCUUUGUACCCUACCCCUUCUUUCCCUUAUAGUUCUGAGGGUAAAUGCACUUAAAGGGAAGGAAUAAAGAAGGGAGGAGGUGAGAUGGGAAUUUCUCUGAACUGGCUGCAGCAGCUGAAGUCCAGGAUUUGGAAAGGCCUUUCUUUUGCUGCAUCAUUACUAGCACUGCCUGAGGACCUGUUGACCUGAGGCUUUUAAAGUAAUGGAAGAGGAUUAUAACAUUAUAGAAUUAACAGCAUGGACCAAAAUCAGACUCUACAAACUAAUCCCAAACAGUGUUAUUUGUAUUCUAAAGCAAAGCAGUAUUCUAGAGUAGUUUUGAUACUCAAAUAGAUUUAUAAUAUAUUUCGAUGGCUUUUGUAUUCAUGAAUCCUAUUUCCUGCAGCUAUGCAAUAAAUAUAGUCAUAUUACUUUUGUCCUUUUAACUAGAUUUUUCUUAAAUACAUUGAAGUAGCAUAAGCAAGGUCCUGCAGUUAGGUUAUGGGCCUUGGAAUUAGGUUAUUGCCCUUUUUUGUGUGUCAAGGUGCCAUAUACAAGAGCAGCGACUAUCCCUAGGACACGUUACUAGAUAGGACAAAGAUCCCAUGUCUUAACCUGGAAGGGAUCCUGCUUACUCUAAAACUGGGGUACAUGUGUUGUAAGGAAUGUAUUUGUAUCAAGCUAUAGAAGAUCAGGAAUUUUAAAAUAUUUUUAACAGUCUGUCCUGUCAUAUUAUGCUCAUCUAUGAAGGAUACUAACCCUAAUGUGUAUUCUAGUGACAUUUCUUCAUCCAGUAAAGUGUUGUAAUGAGGACGCCAUCAAAUGAGUUGCAAAUGUAAAUAACUUUAUUUUUUUAUAAAGGAUAUUAAAAGCUUUGUUACAACAAUUCACUGACUUGCUGGUGCUAUGGUAGUGUCUGACUGCAUCAAAGUAAGGGUAUGUCUACACUACAGCUGCUACAGCAGCACGAUUACAGUGCUGCAGCUGUGUCCUUGUAGCACCACAGUGUAGAUGCUUCCUACAUUGACAGAAGGAGUUUUUCCAUUGCUGUAGUUAAUCCAUCUCUUGGAGAGGCAGUAGCUAAGUCGAUAAAAUAAUUCUUCCAUUGGCCUAGCUGCAUCUACGCCAGGAAUUGGGUCAUCUUAACUGUGGCACUCAGGGUGCAACCCUUUGAGUGACGUAGAGAGGUUGAUCUAAUUUUUAAGUGUAGACCAGACAUAAAAAUAUUCAUUAUAAAGGUGUUCCUGAAAUCUGCCCUUAUCAACACAUUGUUUCUUUUUUUUUUCUUCAUCUUUUGGGUGGGGAUAUUCUCUAGUAACACAGACAGACAAUAGCAUUACUCCCUCCAGCCCACCAAUACAAUUCACCUAUAUUACAGUAACACAUCAGUCAGCAGAGAAAAGGAUGUUUGAAAGAUUUACAGAAUACAUUGAUUCACAGAAAAGAAAAAUACAUGUAGAUUAACAAAUGGAUGUCAACAAUACAUUCCUUUUCGAAUCCUGAAAGAUAAUGUAAUAAUCUUUUGCAACUGUUCCUUGUCAUUCUACCAUUCAAGCUGCAGUCAGCUUUGCUUUUAUUUGUAUUUGUGCAGUG